GCAAGCAGUGUUCUUGUUGCCCUAGCAGCAACCUCUGCUGGCUCCUCUCCCUUCACAGAACUAGAGCUGAGAGCACCGCAGCUACUGUCAAGCCCCAGGAUUGAGGAUGGCUGUCCCUGACGCUUCUUCCAAGUGGCUGGACAGGGAGCUGUACUCCAGGCAGCUCCCUGUGCUGGGUCUACCUGCCAUGCAGAGAAUUCGAGAAGCCAAGGUCCUGCUGUCAGGUCUGCAGGGCCUGGGGGCUGAGGUGGCCAAGAACCUGGUCCUGAUGGGUGUGGGCAGCCUUACCUUGCACGAUCCCCAUCCUACCUGCUGGUCUGACCUGGCUGCUCAGUUUUUUCUCUCAGAAAAGGAUUUGGGAAAGAGCAGGGCUGAGGCCUCUCAGAAACGCUUAGCUCAACUCAAUGAAGCUGUCCAGGUCUUCAUCCACAGAAGUGACAUCACUGAGGACCUACUGCGAAAGUUCCAGGUUGUAGUGCUGACUGCCUCGACACUGGAGGAACAGCUGAUGGUGGGUGACUUUUGCCACAAACAUGGAAUCUGCUUUAUAGUGACUGACACCCGGGGCCUUGUGGGGCAGUUGUUCUGUGACUUUGGUGAGGAAUUCAUAGUACAUGAUCCUACAGAGGUGGAACCCCUGACAGCUGGCAUCCAGCACAUCACCCAGGGCUUCCCUGGCAUCCUCACUGUGAGAAGAGAGGACAAGGAACACUCUUUCAGUGAUGGGGACUUGGUGACUUUCUCAGGCAUCAAAGGCAUGGUUGAGCUCAAUGGAUGUUCUCCCCGACCCAUCCGUGUGCAGAAGGAUCAGUCCUUGGAGAUCGGGGACACAUCAACUUUUUCCCCUUACUUACAUGGUGGGGCUGUCAUUGAAGUCAAGAGACCUGAGACUGUGAGACAUAAGCCCCUGGACAGAGCCCUGCUCCAGCCCUGUGUCGUGGCUCCAAGGGCCCAGGAAGUCCGUCGUGCCCACUGUCUGCAUCAAGCCUUUCGUGCACUACACAAGUUCCAGCACCUCUACGGUCGGCCGCUGCAGCCCUGGGAUCCUGUUGAUGCAGAGAUCAUGGUAACCCUUGCUCAGAACCUGGGACCACUGAAUGGGGUAGAAGAGCCACUGGAUGAGGCACUACUGCGGACAGUGGCUCUGAGUAGUACUGGUGUCCUGAGCCCCAUGGCAGCCAUUCUGGGAGGAGUGGCUGCCCAGGAAGUCUUGAAGGCAAUCUCCAAAAAGUUCAUGCCCCUGGACCAGUGGCUAUACUUUGAUGCCCUUGACUGUCUUCCAGAAGAUGAAGAACUCCUUCCCAGUCCUAAGGACUGUGCCUUGAAAGACUGUCGCUAUGAUGGGCAAAUUGCAGUGUUUGGGGCUGGUUUUCAGGAGACACUGAGUUGCCAGCGCUACCUCCUGGUGGGUGCUGGUGCCAUUGGCUGUGAGCUGCUCAAAGGCUUUGCCCUAGUGGGCCUGGGAGCUGGAGCUAGUGGAGGUGUGACUGUUGUAGACAUGGACCACAUUGAGCACUCCAACCUCAGUCGUCAGUUCCUCUUCAGGCAACAAGACAUUGGCAAACCCAAGGCAGAGGUAGCUGCAGCAGCUACCCAAGAUCUGAACCCAGACAUACAGGUGACUGUGCACACACAAGUCCUAGAUCAUACCACAGAAAACAUCUAUGAUGACAACUUCUUCUCCUGUGUAGAUGGUGUGGUUGCUGCCGUGGACAGUUUUGAGGCUCGGCACUACCUGGCUGCUCGCUGCGUCCACUACCUGAAGCCAAUGCUAGAGGCAGGCACAGAGGGCACAAAGGGCAGUGCUUCAGUGUUUGUGCCACAUGUGACUGAGGUUUAUAAAGGCCCUGCCUCAGAUGAGGAUUCUGAGGAUGCCCCCACCCUCGUCUGCACCAUGCGGUUCUUCCCUAGCACAUACAAACAUAGUCUGCAGUGGGCUUGGAAUGAAUUUGAGGGACUCUUCCAACUACCCGCAGAGACCAUCAACCGCUACCAACACAGGGCAUCCACUUCCCUGACAGAUGUGGAUGAGCCACAGAUGCUGACCUCACUACAGGUGGUACGGGGUGUCCUACAAGUGCGCCCACAGAGCUGGCAAGAUUGUGUUGUGUGGGCCCUUGGCCACUGGAAACUACGCUUCUAUGAUGACAUCGUACAGCUGCGGAGGCUCUUCCCACCUGAUAAAGUGCUUGAGGAUGGAACUCCAUUCUGGUCAGGUCCCAAACGAUGUCCCCAGCCCCUGAAAUUUGACAUCAUGCAAGACAUGCACCUCCUCUACAUAAUGGCAGCUGCCAACCUGUAUGCCCAGAUGCAUGAGCUGCCUGGAUCAUCAGAUCAGACUGCACUCAGGGAGCUGCUGAAGAUCCUGCUACAGACUGACUCCCCGCAUCUGGCCCCCACCUUCAUUAAGGAACUAUCUGAAUCUGAUGAGACUCCUGGUCCUGUCCCCAUCCUGUCACUUGAAGGCCCUGAACAGUUAAAAGAACUGCAAGAAUUCCUGAAAGUCUGGAGCAAAGGCCCUGCCCUGAAGCCCCUGGUGUUUGAAAAGGACGAAUGUGACAACUUCCGCAUAGACUUUGUGAGAGCAGCAGCUAGCCUGAGGUGUCAGAACUAUGGAAUCUCAGAACCAGUAGACUAUGCUCAGAGCAAGAGAACUGUGAGCCAGAUCAUCCCAGCCAUUGCCACCACGACAGCAGCAGUGGCCGGCCUGCUGGGCCUAGAGCUAUAUAAACUGGUGAGCAGGCCACGACCUGUUGCCUUUCGUCAUACCUACCUGGACCUGGCUAAAAACUACAUCCAACGUUCAGUACCUUCUGCUCCAGCCAUCCAGAAGUUCCAUCAGCUACAGUGGACCAAAUGGGAUUGCUUGAAGGUGCCUGCUGGGCAGCCUGAGAGGACACUGGAGUCACUGCUGACCCAUCUCCAGGAACAAUAUGGCCUGAAAGUGAAGAUGCUGCUAUGUGGCCAUGCCCAGCUCUAUUCAGCCCAGGAGUCCCCUGAAAAUCAGGCCCAGUACUUGCCCCUCAGGGUGACAGAACUGGUUCAGCAGGUGACAGACUGGGUGCCUAAAUCUGGACAGCGGGUGCUGGUGCUGGAGCUGAGCUGUGAGGGUGAGGAGGACAACACUGCCUUCCCACCUCUGCACUAUGAGCUGUGCUGAGGCACUGUUAUACUCGGCUUCAUGCAGCCCUGAAUCCACAGUCACUCAAUAAAAUUUGUUGAAGGAAGCCAUGAGUGAAGAU
Molecule: messenger RNA, 3242 nt
Organism: Octodon degus (degu)
Lineage: Eukaryota; Metazoa; Chordata; Mammalia; Rodentia; Octodontidae
Gene: Uba7
Product: ubiquitin like modifier activating enzyme 7
Exons: 24
Coding region: 107-3160 (1017 amino acids)
Biological process (GO): DNA damage response; protein sumoylation; ISG15-protein conjugation
Cellular component (GO): nucleus; cytoplasm; SUMO activating enzyme complex
Molecular function (GO): SUMO activating enzyme activity; ISG15 activating enzyme activity
Source: RefSeq, a predicted model, not a curated record